AUGACACAAUAUAACAAUCCAGACUUCAGCGAAAUGCAACAAUUCCAGUACAAUCCAUACACGAACGUUCCAAAUAUAUAUCAACAGUAUCCUAACCAAGCGUUCGUUGACAAUAAAUGGAAUCUACAAGAAAAUUUCAACUACGAAGAUUAUAAUGACUACGUCGAAGAUAAUACUUGUGUGUGUGACGAUUGUGAUAAUCUGAAACCAUCUUGCCGAAAUAUGUGUCCCAAUUGUGCUUCAAUACCACCCUUUCCAGGACCUGGCUAUGUAUUUUUAUCGUUUCCUUAUCCUUAUCCUGUAACAUCUAAGCCACGUUCUAAAAAAUCAACAAAAACAACACUUACAUCUACAGUAAUAACCACAAGUGAAGUGACAACCCAAAAAACGACUAAGGGAACUGAGCUUCAGUUCGAAGAACAAAAUGAUGUAGCUUUAAUUGACAAAUUAGAUAAUUCGAAAGUGCCUGACAUCAUCUCUAAACCACUCGAAGUGAAAGAUAAGAGCCAAUACAUGAUGACGGCAUUAAGACGAACCAAGCCUAAUUGGGUACCCAAGUAUGGAAUACUGCCAAUUUCUGACCAAUUUGCGGAGAAAUUGAUGUUACAACUAAGAAGCAUGAAACUGCUUCAUCCGCGUAAAGAUUAUUUACGUAAUGUUGAUAAUAUAAAACUUGUUAAUUAG
Messenger RNA from Vanessa tameamea, 684 nucleotides. RefSeq lists its product as uncharacterized. Lineage: Eukaryota; Metazoa; Arthropoda; Insecta; Lepidoptera; Nymphalidae. Bases 1 to 684 code for a protein of 227 amino acids. The record is from RefSeq and is a predicted model, not a curated record. The transcript has a single exon.